Messenger RNA from Nannizzia gypsea CBS 118893, 1112 nucleotides. RefSeq names its product dihydroorotase. Gene Ontology annotation, cellular component: cytoplasm. Lineage: Eukaryota; Fungi; Ascomycota; Eurotiomycetes; Onygenales; Arthrodermataceae. The record is from RefSeq and is a predicted model, not a curated record. The transcript has 5 exons. Gene Ontology annotation, biological process: 'de novo' pyrimidine nucleobase biosynthetic process; pyrimidine nucleotide biosynthetic process. Bases 54 to 1112 code for a protein of 352 amino acids. Gene Ontology annotation, molecular function: dihydroorotase activity.
GCAGAUACCAGCCCCAAAAAGAAGGGAAGAGGUUCAUUUGGUUCUACCUAAAGAUGCGGUUGAGGACUCUGCCCCGUCUAGAGCUGCCGGCAGCGGCAGACAUGCAUGUCCACCUUCGCCAGGAGGCCAUGAUGCAGUUAGUUACACCCUACAUUCGAAAGGGAGGGGUGGAUACUGUCUUUGUGAUGCCAAACCUUCAGCCACCGGUCACAACGGUUGCCCAGGCAGUAGAGUACAAGUCCAAACUGCAGGAGAUCGAACCCGAUGUCCGCUACCUCAUGUCUUUGUACCUGCAUGACUCCAUUACUCCGGAGGUCAUCAAGGAGGCCGCGGCUGCCGGUAUCACUGGCGUCAAGGUCUACCCGCAGGGAGUGACUACCAAUUCUGCUUCUGGUGUUACUAGCCUGGAUGACUUCUAUCCAGUGUUUGAGGCCAUGCAGGAGCAUGAUAUGGUUCUCAAUUUGCAUGGUGAAGUGCCAGAUGUUGACGUGAUGAACGCAGAGGAGGCUUUCUUGCCAACCUUGAAACGCAUCCAUGAGAGUUUCCCCAAACUAAGGAUAGUGCUUGAACACUGUACCACUUCUGCUGCCGUCGAGACCGUCCGUUCCUGCGGACCAAGCGUUGCUGCUACCAUCACGGCACAUCAUCUAUACCUCACGGUAGAUGAUACCGUUGAUCCCCUGGCUUUCUGUAAGCCUAUUGCCAAGACUCCCGCAGACCGUGACGCUCUCAUAAGGGCCAUCUGCAGUGGUGAUUCAAAGUUCUUCCUAGGCACCGAUAGCGCCCCGCAUCAGAAAGCGGCCAAGGACCAGCCAAAGCCAGCAGCUGGUGUUUUCACCCAGCCGUACGCAACACAGUAUGUCCUCCUUGCGUUAGAGGAUGCUACUGAGCGUGGCAUCAUACAGGAGUCUGCCGUCACCCAGGAGCGACUGGAGGGAUUCCUCAGCCGGUCCGGCAGACAGUUCUACAAGCUGCCUGAGCCUGAGCCAGGUAAGAUCAUUCUCGAGAGAAAAGGGGAGACCAUAGAAAAAUCGAUAAAGAACGAGGACGGUAGCGUUGAAGUUGCCUUGUCAAGAGGUGGAGCUGAGAUCUUUUCCUUGCGAUGGGCGUAA